Messenger RNA from Pogoniulus pusillus (Red-fronted tinkerbird), 3408 nucleotides. RefSeq names its product four and a half LIM domains 3 (gene FHL3). The record is from RefSeq and is a predicted model, not a curated record. NCBI's taxonomy places the organism in Eukaryota, Metazoa, Chordata, Aves, Piciformes, Lybiidae. Gene Ontology annotation, biological process: actin cytoskeleton organization. Gene Ontology annotation, molecular function: actin binding; transcription coregulator activity. The coding region runs from base 887 to 1726 and encodes 279 amino acids. Gene Ontology annotation, cellular component: nucleus; Z disc; stress fiber. The transcript is spliced from 6 exons.
GCCACGGCCGGUCCCGCCCCCUCGCCGGCCUGACCGGGGCUCCCCGCGGCGCCGGGCGCAUCCUUCAAAGGCUCCUGCCGUGGCGGCAUAGCCGGGCCUUUCUGUUUGCCUGGUGCGGCUUGUCCGCCGCGCUCCGAGCCCCGUUCGGGGGCCGGUAUGACCGGGCACCCGCCGAGCUCUACGCGUGUCUUCCCCCAGCCCAUUGCGUGGAGCCGGCGCGGCCAGAAGGGGGAACCACGGGGCAGGAGGCGGUGUGGGCAGCGCCGGGGCGCUGCUCCGUGCUGCUCGGUGCCGGGAACCGAGACCGGGACUGCCCUGGGGUCGGGAGCUGGUGCGUUUCUCCAUGGCCUGCUCGGGGACAGAAGAGCCCGUAGCCGGCCAGUUCUGCUGGAGCCCGGCACCGGCACACUCCCGAGCCGCUGACGGCGCUGCGCUUUGCCUUGCCUCGCAGAGAGAACGAGGGGCGGGCGGGUCCGCCGCAGCUGGGCUCUGGGAUGGCGGCCCGGGAGCGAACGGAGAGGCGAAAGCACUAACGCCGGACUGGCUGCCCCAGGAGGGGCGUACCGCUGCACCGCGGUGCGCAUCCCGCUGGGGUCGGGGACGGAUGCCCGAGCUGUCGGCAGGGUGCCGCUCGCAUCCACUCGGAGCGGGAGCUUGUGCGGGGCGGGCACCGGGCGACUGAGUCCACCGCCCCCGGCCCGGCCCAGCCCAGCCCGCCGCCCCUCGGCCCCGCCCCGGGUCGGGCUCCGCGCCGCGCCGUGGGGCUGGCGAGUAGAGUCGAGGAGAGCCGAAUCGAGAGGAGUUUUCUCACCGCCGGGCGAGCAGCGAGCCGGAUACGGCUCCGGGACACGGACCAGCAGGUGAAGGAGACCCUCAGGCUGGCACCAUGACAGAGUGCUUCGACUGCGACAACUGCAAGGAGUCCUUGUAUGGGCGCAAGUACAUCCAGAUGGACAAUGGCCCCUACUGCAUCCCCUGCUACGACGCCCACUUUGCCAACACCUGUGACGAGUGCAAAGAGCUGAUCGGCCACGACUGCAGGGAGCUGUACUACGAGGACCGCCACUACCACGAGCACUGCUUCCGCUGCUUCCGCUGCGACCGCUCUCUGGCCGAUGAGCCCUUCACCUGCCAGGGCCAGGAGCUGCUGUGCAACGACUGCUACUGCAGCGAGUUCUCCUCCAAAUGCGUUGCCUGCGAGAAGACAGUCAUGCCAGGGUCCCGUAAGCUGGAGUACAAUGGGCAGACCUGGCAUGAGCACUGCUUCAUCUGCAGCAGCUGCCAGCAGCCCAUCGGGUCGAGGUCCUUCAUCCCAGACAAGAAGGAUUAUUACUGUGUCCCCUGCUACGAGAGCAAGUUUGCUCCGCGCUGCACUCGCUGCAAAAAGACCCUGACCAAGGGAGGAGUGACUUACCGGGACGAGCCCUGGCACAAGGAGUGUUUCGUCUGCACAGGCUGCAAGACCCCCCUGGCUGGCCAGCAGUUCACCUCCCAGGAUGACAACCCGUACUGUGUCAAGUGCUUUGGGAACCUCUAUGCCAAGAAGUGCAGCGCUUGCACAAAGCCCAUCACAGGCUUUGGGGGUGGUAAAUACGUCUCCUUUGAGGACCGUCACUGGCACCAUAACUGCUUUAACUGUGCCCGCUGCAACACCUCGCUGGUGGGGAAAGGCUUCAUCCCUGACAACGAGGAGAUCCUGUGCCGCGACUGCAGCAGCGACCUAUGAGCCUCCGCGGGCACCGUGGGGCAGGGCCUUUCUCUGUUCUUCAGCUCUUUGUGCCAGACACCCGACAACACUUCCAGGGGCAGGGCACAAGGCACAGGAGAUGGGGGCUGACCCUGACCCGCAGUGUCGGGGGUGCCUGUGUCGCUUCCUGAAGGCUAGAGUAUGCUACGCUGCGGCUCCGCGCGGAGUCACAGCUCAAUAAAGUUGAAAAAGGAGCUUCAAGACACCCACCCCCCACCCCCCCAUUAUUUACUCUUUCCUUUUGCUUCCUGCCUGCCACGGCACGAGCUGAGUGCAGGGCCCCAGCUGGACAAAGGGCAGCAGCAGCUUCCGCGCUGGUUGGCGGCUGGAUCUGCACGCUGGCAGCAGGUCCCUGCUCUGCAGCACGGUGCUGACUUCUUGCCCCCCGUGUGCUUCUCUUGCUCUGUGUGAUAGAAGGCAGCAGCUCCUGGUUGUGUGGCUUGGCUGUGCUGGCCUGCGGAGCAGAUGGCUUUGCAGAGCGCAGCCUUCCUGUGUUUGUGGUCGGCCUGUGGUAAGCUGGGCAUGAAGGGCACUGCCUGCCCUGGUUGGGGAGUCUGGGAACAGCAGGCUGGAGCGUGGCCAGGAGCAGAGCGUGUGUCCUGCCAGGUGGGAUCUAUCUCCAGGUUUCUGUUGCCACCUCACCGUUUGCAGGCCAGGCCCUUUGCAUGUCUCUCUGGAUAAGGAGCUCAGUUUGCACACAGGUGGCUGUUAGCCUGCUGAUGGUCCCCCCUGAAAUGUGCCUGGCGAAGCCCCAGAGAGGAGCACGCUGAAGGCUGAGACUACCAAGGCCUUUACUCCAUCUCAUGAGGGGCUGCCCCCCAAGCCCUGCCACCAGCGGCACCAGUAACUCACCAGACCUUCCCUUAACUCAGGGAGGGCAGUUUGUCCUGUGGGCUGUGGGACAGGAAGGUCAGCAGUGUACAGGGCUCCAGCAAAAAGAUCAGCUGAGAGGGGGCAGUUGGGAUGUCCAUGGCUUGCUCCUGCCCAGGCUGAGCGUACCUGCUGCCAGCAGCUGCCUCCAGCCACACUCAUCCCUCACUGUGUCCCAAAUGAGAAACAAAACAAAAGUGGCACUCGGGCUGCCCUGAGGAGGGGCUUUGCAUCUCCCAAGUCCCUGCGUUGCUCCUAAUGUUGCAAAAUAAGACAUCUUGAGCCACCCCAGGCUCACACAAAGGCUUGAGACAUCCUUUGCCUGAUGCUGAGCUGCCCCUGGGUCCCCUGAGGCCCCUCUGCAGUGGGGUGCUCAUGCCUGCCUUGUUUGUCUCUACAUCUUUUUGCUUGUCUUGCUGGGGCACCUGUGGCGACCCUGCUUUCCUGCUCAGACACCCACGUGCUUUCUGAAAGCAUUUUGUGUUUCUUUUGUACUCUUUUGUCAUGAAAUCUGUCAUUUUGUAACCAACUGCAGGAUGAUGAAGGGGCUCCCCCUCUUAACCCCUACCCACCCCCCAGCUUUAUUUAGGAACGGAAAAUGUUAUGCAUGUUGAAGUGUUACUGACUGUGUAUACAGAUGAACCCUCAUUUGAAAGCUUUGAUGCAGGCAAAUCAGAGUUUGUGUGUUUGCUGUUCUGAGGAGCUUGGACCAGUCUAUAGAAGGAAGUGUCCUAAACCUCAGUCCCCUCUGUAUUUCCCACGGUUUUAUAUAAUAAACCGUUUCAGUGACA